Messenger RNA from Camponotus floridanus (Florida carpenter ant), 1170 nucleotides. Its product is annotated as ankyrin repeat domain-containing protein 40. Gene Ontology annotation, molecular function: protein binding. The transcript has 3 exons. Bases 253 to 1017 code for a protein of 254 amino acids. NCBI's taxonomy places the organism in Eukaryota, Metazoa, Arthropoda, Insecta, Hymenoptera, Formicidae. The record is from RefSeq and is a predicted model, not a curated record.
UCUGUUUGUUUUGUUUGCACUUUCCAGAACUCCCUGCGUUUGAAAUGAGACAGACGUAUUCGACGACGUAGGGAGAGGGAGAAGGAAAGAAAGAAACUCUAGUGCCAAACGAACAGGCUUGAUUCCAGUUCACUGUCACAUUCUUGUGAAUCGUCAACCGACCACCUCGACCUGUCACGGAUGAUCCAAAUGUGACUUCGCUUCGAAUUUGAUAUUAAAAAGAAGAUGUGACAUACCGUAGUUUAUCGCAAAAUGGAAAGAGUUCUUCUCGAAGAGCGUCUGAGGGAAGCUGUCUGCAUCGGUGACACCGACGUCGUGCAAGAUCUCGUGAAUUUAGGUGUCGACGUUAACGCACGACAAUCUGUCACUGGAUGGACUGCUCUACAUUGGGCAUGCAAACAAGGAUACUUGGAUGUUGCCGCCUUACUCUUAAAAAAUGGUGCCGAUAAGAAUUUAAGAUCUGAAAUAGGAGAAACUCCAGCAUCUGUGUGCAGCAAUCAACAAAUCUUAUAUCUUCUGGGUAUAAGUGGUGAUAAUCAACGAAUAAUGAACGAAUCAUCAUUGCAUACAAUUACAUCCACAUAUAAUCAACCAGAUUUUCUGCAUACUGCCACAAAUCUCUCAAAAACCAGAAAUAAUGCAUAUAACGAAAACAAAUUCAUCUCUACUUCUCAAGAUGAAUUGGUAUUGAAAAUCCGAGUGGCCAAUACAGCAGAUCCGGAUUUCAUUGAGGUGGAAUUGUUGCGGAGCGAACUUACAUAUCAAGCUCUGUUGUACUUGUGUUGCAAGGAGUUAGAUCUCAAUCCACAUCAGAUUCAAAAAUUACGAAAAUUACCCAACACCAGAUUAAGAAAAGACAAAGACAUUCAAAGACUUGAAAACUUUCAAGAAAUUGAGGUAGUUAUGGAUGCAAACGUAUAUAAAAGUAUGCAAAACGGUGUCGCCAGCAGUCUGGCUACAUUGCCGACUAAUGGAUAUCAAAGUAUAUCCAAGAAGGAUCAAACUAUUUUAUACUGAUCACUCAUAUUGGAAAAGAUCCUUUUAAAUAUUUCCAAAAUACUCUCUAAUAUAUUAAUAAUAGGAGCAAACAAGCUAUUUGUUAAAUAACAGUAUAUAUGUUUAUCUAAUAUUAACAUCUUAAAUGCAAUAAUCGAAUAUGAAUUAUAUAAG